Molecule: messenger RNA, 4758 nt
Organism: Oreochromis aureus
Lineage: Eukaryota; Metazoa; Chordata; Actinopteri; Cichliformes; Cichlidae
Gene: grin1a
Product: glutamate receptor, ionotropic, N-methyl D-aspartate 1a
Exons: 22
Coding region: 108-2951 (947 amino acids)
Biological process (GO): regulation of membrane potential; monoatomic ion transport; ionotropic glutamate receptor signaling pathway
Cellular component (GO): synapse; plasma membrane; NMDA selective glutamate receptor complex
Molecular function (GO): NMDA glutamate receptor activity
Source: RefSeq, a predicted model, not a curated record
UGCAGUCGCGCAUUCAACUGGCUGAGCUGUCCAGAAGCUGGUCGAGCCGACCCGCCACCGGGGAGAAAAGCGACCGGGCUGCGCUGUGCUGUUUGGUGGUCCACACGAUGCGUCUGUUUCUGCUGGCGGUGCUCUUCUCGUGCUCCUGCGCGCGGGCCGGCUGCGAGCCGAAGAUCGUGAACAUCGGGGCCGUCCUGAGCCAGAAGAGAUACGAGCAGGUCUUCAAAGAUGCCGUGACCCAGGCGAACCAAGUCUACGGCAGGGACAAAUUCAAGCUGACCGCCAUCUCCGUAACGCAUAAAUCCAACGCGAUCCAGAUGGCUCUCUCCGUCUGCGAGGACCUCAUCUCCAGUCAGGUCUAUGCUAUCCUGGUGAGUCACCCUCCCCAGUCCAAUGACCACCUAACCCCGACGCCUGUCUCUUACACGGCAGGCUUCUACCGGAUCCCCGUGGUGGGGCUCACCACCCGCAUGUCCAUCUACUCAGACAAGAGUAUCCACCUGUCCUUUCUGCGGACAGUCCCUCCCUACUCUCAUCAGGCGCACGUGUGGUUUGACCUAAUGCGCGAGUUCAACUGGAACCACAUCAUCCUGAUAGUGAGCGACGACCACGAGGGCCGGGCUGCUCAAAAGAGGCUCGAGACCCUCUUGGAGGAAAGAGAAACAAAGAAUAAAAAAAGGAACUAUGAAAACCUCGACCAACUGUCCUAUGACAACAAGCGAGGACCUAAGGCAGAGAAAGUCCUCCAGUUCAGCCAGGAGACUAACUUAACUGCUCUGCUGCUGGAGGCGAAAGAGCUGGAGGCCCGAGUCAUCAUCCUGUCCGCCAGUGAGGAGGACGCUGCCGCAGUGUACAGGGCUGCCCGCUUCCUCAACAUGACGGGCUCCGGCUACGUGUGGCUGGUGGGCGAGCGUGAGAUGUCGGGUAAAGCCCUGAGUGAGGCACCAGACGGUCUAAUCGGCCUCCAGCUCAUCAACGGGAAGAAUGAGUCUGCCCACAUCAAUGACGCAGUGGCUGUGGUAGCUCAGUCCAUACAGGAGCUAUUUGAGAAGGAGAAUAUCACAGAACCUCCAAGGGGAUGUGUGGGCAACACUAACAUUUGGAAAACAGGACCCCUUUUUAAACGGGUGCUGAUGUCAUCUAAAUAUCCCGAGGGUCUCACAGGGCGUGUGGAGUUCAAUGACGACGGAGAUAGGAAAUACGCCCACUACAGUAUACUGAACUAUCAGAAGUCCAGACUCAUCCAAGUUGGCAUAUACAAUGGAACGCAGGUGGUAAUGAACAAUCAGCGGAAGAUUAUCUGGCCCGGAGGAGAGACUGAGAAACCACAGGGCUUCCAGAUGUCCACUCGACUAAAAAUAGUGACAAUACACCAGGAGCCAUUUGUGUAUGUGAAACCCACUCUGCCUGACGGUACUUGCAAGGAGGAAAUGACAUUAAAUGGAGUCUUAAUUAAAAAGGUUAUCUGCACUGGGCCCAAUGAGACCAUCCCAGGACGCCCAAUCGUACCCCAGUGUUGUUAUGGAUUUUGUGUUGAUCUCCUGAUAAAGCUGGCUAUGACCAUGAACUUCACCUAUGAGGUGCAUCUGGUGGCUGAUGGAAAAUUUGGAACUCAGGAGAGGGUCAACAACAGUAACAAGAAGGAGUGGAACGGCAUGAUGGGAGAGCUCCUGGGAGGCCUGGCUGACAUGAUUGUAGCCCCGCUGACUAUAAACAAUGAGCGAGCCCAGUACAUCGAGUUCUCCAAACCCUUUAAAUAUCAAGGCCUCACUAUCCUCGUUAAAAAGGAAAUUCCUCGCAGUACACUGGACUCGUUUAUGCAGCCGUUCCAAAGCACGCUGUGGCUGCUGGUGGGUCUUUCGGUGCAUGUGGUGGCGGUGAUGCUUUACCUACUAGACCGGUUCAGCCCGUUUGGGAGGUUUAAAGUAAAUAGUGAAGAAGAAGAAGAAGAUGCCCUCACCUUAUCAUCUGCCAUGUGGUUCUCCUGGGGAGUGUUGUUGAACUCUGGUAUAGGAGAAGGUGCACCACGUAGCUUCUCAGCGAGAAUCCUGGGCAUGGUGUGGGCUGGUUUUGCCAUGAUCAUUGUGGCUUCCUAUACUGCCAAUCUGGCUGCCUUCCUGGUGUUGGACCGGCCUGAGGAGCGCAUCACCGGUAUCAAUGACCCACGGCUGAGAAACCCAUCAGACAAGUUCAUCUACGCCACAGUGAAACAAAGCUCAGUGGAUAUCUACUUCCGGCGGCAGGUGGAGCUUAGCACCAUGUACCGCCACAUGGAGAAGCACAACUAUGAGAGUGCCGCCGAGGCUAUCCAGGCCGUGCGUGACAACAAGCUGCAUGCUUUCAUCUGGGACUCUGCGGUGCUGGAGUUUGAAGCCUCGCAGAAGUGCGACCUGGUGACCACGGGAGAGCUGUUUUUCCGUUCGGGCUUUGGCAUAGGCAUGCGCAAGGACAGCCCCUGGAAACAGAAUGUGUCCCUGGCCAUUCUCAGUUCUCAUGAGAACGGCUUCAUGGAAGACCUAGAUAAAACCUGGGUGAGAUACCAGGAGUGUGACUCAAGGAGCAAUGCCCCAGCCACACUCACCUUUGAAAACAUGGCAGGGGUAUUCAUGCUGGUGGCUGGAGGCAUAGCAGCAGGGAUCUUCCUCAUCUUCAUUGAAAUCGCCUAUAAGCGCCAUAAAGACGCCCGCAGGAAGCAGAUGCAGCUGGCCUUUGCGGCCGUCAAUGUCUGGAGGAAGAACUUGCAGCCCUCUUCCUCUGUAGAGACUCAGGAUGAUAGGAAAAGUGGUAGAGCAGAGCCCGACCCCAAAAAGAAAGCCUCUUUUAGGUCCAUCAGUACCACCCUGGCCUCCAGCAUCAAGAGACGUAGGUCCUCCAAAGACACGCAGUACCCACCCACUGACGUCACGGGCCAACUCAACUUGUCUGACCCGUCUGUCAGCACAGUGGUGUAAACGGAGAGGGUGACAAUGAGGUUCACUCCCCAAGGAGAGAGGGAAAGAGAUGAGGGAGGAGGAGAGGAAACCAAAACCGAAGCUUUUAUUUCACCGCCUGCCAACGGAGCUUUUGAGGAAACUGCUUGCUGAGGAACUGGCUGAAAACACUCAACUUGCACCUUUCUUUUUCUUUUAUCUUUUUUUUUUUUAAAAAAGAUGAAAUGACUUUAAUGUCCGUGGGGUCCCUGAGCAUGCACAGAAGAACCCAUCCGACAUAUACAAUCUUUUCCUUCUGUAUAUUAUUACCUAACUUAUUUAAUCUUGUUUUGUCCCUUUAAUUGCACACAUUUACUUAAUGUUUGAUGUUUUCCAAUUUCCCAAGCAGCUCUAUAGCUUUUAGCAAGCCAGGUUAGUUCAGUUAAGUUUAGGGAUGAACCAGUUUGGCUGCGAGUAUUGUACUGGACAUAUCACUUCCACUUAGGGUCUAGAAGUCACAAUAUUUAAUAUUUCUUAACAACAUAUACUGCAAUACAAAGAUGGUCUGUAAGCUCCGAUGGAGGUCAAGUAUUUUUUAGUAGGAUAUACCUGUGUUUUUAGCCACACUUUAUAGAUAAAAAUGAUACAGAAGGCAUUUGGCUAAUCGAGUCAACCAGAGAAGAUGAUGAAGGCAUGGGUGUGCUUGUACAUGGUAAUACUUAUAGUUAUUUUAAAGGGUAUACACCAGCUUCUGUAGAUGAACAAAUUGAACUUUUCCCCAAUUUAAUUUUGCACUAACCUCAAGAAUUGCAUGUGUUUCUAUUUUUAACAACAAUUCAAGUUUGAAGUAUUUAGCUUUACUACUAUUUAUAGCACGACAUAUGCAGGUGAUAUAAGAAAUCACAUCCUACUUUGAUUAAUCAGUUAAAUACUAGUGGUGUCUCUCAUAUUCAGCCAUAUUUGAGACUUGGCUGUGAGCCAUGCUGCUGUUUUGGGACGCCCUCUCUCUUCCUCUCUCCUGCUGCCGCCGCCGCAGUCUUUCUCAUUUCCAGUCUCCAAGGGGUUGCAUCAAAGGGCCAGGUUUUUCACCCAACCAGCACUCGGUCUUUCAUGCAAAACCUCCUCCCCUGUGCGGCGCCGGAGAACUUUUACACGAAGGAAGCCGAGUGAAUUUGAAAGCUUCGCUCAGCUUGCAAGCUCAUGUGCGGGUUUGGUUAGAUGCAAAAACAGGCCGUUUCCCAAUUUCUGGAGAUGAGAAACCACUGCUCUGAAGAAAACUGUAAUAUUCUUUCUGGUGUCUGGCACUGUAUAGCACUUUAUGGUGAGGAGUCUCCACAAACUGUAUUAAAGCAAAACACCGAUUCCCAAAACAGAACGACAGUCAUACAUGUUAAAUUCUCCACUGUAAAGUAUCUUACCGAUUUCCUUUUUAAUUUGCUUUAUUGAGAAAAAACAGAGUAGGAUGUCCAAAGUCUUUAUAGGAUUAAAUUAUUUUAAUUUGAGCUAAGAGGUUGCUUCUGAUCUCAGUCAGGCCUGUGCAUGCUUAUGUGUUAUUAUCAGUGCUUUAGUUUGGAUGCGUGCUGUUGCCAUGUACAGUUAGCUGAGCUGUGAGGAGCACUUAAAGUUGAAUGAAAUGUAAAUAGAGUCUGGCUGUGUGUAGAUGAGGUUCAUGAGCUCGUACAAUGACUCCAGCUGGGAAUGUCUUAUACUAUAGUUACACAAACACACAAAACAGGUGUGAUACACAGGCAUGCAUCAACACACACAUGUACACAAACACACACACACGCAUAUACACACACACCCAAAAAAAAACAUUAAGGGAAGAUUCACUUGUUUUUCUUACCUU